GGCGCGCGUGUUUAUAUCCGGCCGGGGCUGCGCCGCCGCCGAGGACGCCCGGCCGGGCUCCGAGUGUCCGCGCCAUGGAUACCUGUGACCUGUUCUCCAGCUGCAGGAAAGGGGACGUGGGCCGAGUGCGGUACCUGCUGGAGCAGCGAGACGUGGAGGUGAACGUGCGGGACAAGUGGGACAGCACCCCCUUGUACUACGCCUGCCUCUGUGGACACGAGGAGCUGGUGCGCUACCUGCUGGCCAACGGAGCCCGCUGCGAGGCCAACACCUUUGAUGGGGAGCGCUGCCUCUACGGGGCACUGAGCGACGCCAUCCGCCGGGCGCUGCGCGAUUACAAGCAGGUGCCAGCUUCCUGCAGGCGGCGGGAUCCCUACUCCAGCUUCCUGCUGCGGCUCCUGGAGCAGGGCCUCCACAGUGACGUGGUCUUCACGGUGCACGGGAGGUCCUUCCGGGCCCAUCGCUGCAUCCUGGGCGCUCGCAGCACCUACUUCGCCAACAUGCUGGACACCAAAUGGAAGGGCAAGAGCGUCGUGGUCCUCAGACACCCCCUGGUCAACCCCGUGGCCUUUGGGGCCCUGCUGCAGUACCUGUACACAGGCCGCCUGGACGUCGGCGUGGAACACAUCAGCGACUGCGAGCGCCUGGCCAAGCAGUGCCGGCUGUGGGACCUGCUCGGCGACCUGGAGGCCAAGUUGGCUUCCAAGCCAGGCCCGUGUGUGAAGGUGCUGACCGUCGAGCCCCCCCCAGCAGACCCCCGGUUGCGGGAGGACCUGGCCCUGCUGGCUGACUGUGCCCUGCCCCCUGAGCUCCGGGGUGACCUCGGGGAGCUACCCUUCCCUUGCAACGGCCUCAACAGCUUUCCCGACAUCUGCUUCCGAGUGGACGGCUACAGCUUCCUGUGUCACAAGGCCUUCUUCUGCAGCCGCAGCGACUACUUCCGGGCCCUGCUGGAGGACCACUUCCAAGAGAGCCAGGAGCCGGCGGCCUCAGGCGGUCUCCCGGCCGUCACCCUGCAGGGCGUCUCAGCCGAAGUCUUCACCCACGUGCUGUACUACGUCUACAGCGACCACACGGAGCUGCUGCCGGAGGCGGCCUACGACGUGCUGGCUGUGGCCGACAUGUACCUGUUGCCGGGCCUGAAGCAGCUGUGUGGCCGCAGCCUGGCCCAGCUGCUGGAUGAGGACAGCGUGGUGGGCGUGUGGCGCGUGGCCAAGCUGUUCCGCCUGGCGCGCCUGGAGGACCAGUGCACCGAGUACAUGGCCAAGGUCAUCGAGAAGCUGGUGGAGCAGGAGGACUUCGUGGAGGCCGUGAGGGAGGAGGCCGCAGCCGUGGCGGCCCGGCAGGAGACAGACUCCAUCCCGCUGGUGGAUGACAUCCGCUUCCAUGUGGGCAGCGCGGUGCAGACCCGCAGUGCCAUGGAGCAGGCGCAGCAGCGGCUGCAGGCACUGGAGCACCUGCUGGUGGCCAUCGGCCUGGACUGCUGACCUGCACGUGUGCUUGUCUGUGUACGGGGGUCGCUGGGAUGAGGCCCUCCCCCAGCACAAACCAGCCCUAAGGCCAUGGGGCUGGGCACCACUCAGGGAAACCUGGGGUGGGGGUCUCUAAGGGCCCCCCCGCCCCUCCCCGCCGUCCUGCAGUGGCUGGUCUCCCUGGCGGAGCUGGCUUCUCCUUGUGUAGAGCAGCCAGCAGGGAGCGCGAGUGUGGCAAUAAAGCUUGAAUUCACUGUGGGAGCCUGUGUCCCGGGCACAGGGCCAGGGUCCGGGGAAGCUUGGGGGUUGGGGCCCGGGGCCCGAGGGUGGGUCUCUGUGCCGUCAGUGCUGCUAAUGCUGCUUCCUGGCUGUGGCGGCUGUGACCUCAGAGCUGCCUGCACGUCCUGACUGCAGGGCCGGUUGGGGGAGGCCCCGACCAGCCCAGCCCCAGGGCGCCAAGUCCAGUGGGCCUCGCCAGGCCUGGCUCCCUCCACUGGCCACUGUCUUCCCUCAGCGCAGGGCCCACCUCCCUCACGCCAGCCUCUAAACACCGUUGAGUGAAGAAAAAAAAAUAUUCCCGUAUCUUUUACUGGGAAUCAUCAUCAACAUCCCCACACUUUUCACGUUUGGAGAAACAGACCAGCCAACAGAACAACAGAAGCGAAACAGCUUGUAGGUAAACCAGUGUAGGGGCACCUUGUUGCCUCACCCCGAGGGAGAGGGCAUGACUGCAGGGCAGGUGACUGCUCUGCUGAGUCCUGGGGGACUGGAGCCAAAGGCUGACCAGUAAUCCUAUUUGAAAUGUCAGUGUUUGGUUCAUCACUAAUUUUGAUUUUAAAAUAAAAUAUUACAUUAAAAUA
This is a messenger RNA of Camelus dromedarius (Arabian camel), 2332 nucleotides long. It is a transcript of the gene ABTB1, whose product is annotated as ankyrin repeat and BTB domain containing 1. The record is from RefSeq and is a predicted model, not a curated record. NCBI's taxonomy places the organism in Eukaryota, Metazoa, Chordata, Mammalia, Artiodactyla, Camelidae. Gene Ontology annotation, cellular component: cytoplasm; ubiquitin ligase complex. Gene Ontology annotation, molecular function: protein binding. The coding region runs from base 75 to 1487 and encodes 470 amino acids. The transcript has 12 exons.